AUGGCCCUACGGCCUACAGGUUUCUUCAAAGGUUAUUACAACAAAGGCGAAAGGGGAGCUUUUGGAAGCUGUUGGUGUACCCAUGGCUCCGGCGUGUUCGAGCUGCAAGUCCUGGAAAUGUCGAAUCCUCGCGGUGAACUGUCGAACGGCGAAUGUUGCGGCGGCGGCGGCCGCUCGCCCGUCACCAAUCGGUGCUCCGUCUCCUGUCAGACGUUCUUCAUGCUCUGCCUGAAGGAGUACCAAAGCAACGUCACCAACAACGGCCUCUGCUCCUUCGGCAACACGUCCAGCCACGUCAUCGGCAGGGAUUCCUUCACGCUCGCCGAUCCCGAUAGGGGGAAGCUCGAGUUGCCUUUUACCUUUCGAUGGACGAGGAGCAAUUUUCUAGUCGAGAAGAAGAAGAAUAAGAACAAGAAGAACAACAAGAAGAAGAAGAAGAUGAAAAAGUUGGGCAGGUGCCCGAGUUCGGCGUUUGUGCCUUGGUGA
Messenger RNA from Phyllotreta striolata, 486 nucleotides. NCBI's taxonomy places the organism in Eukaryota, Metazoa, Arthropoda, Insecta, Coleoptera, Chrysomelidae. The record is from the annotation of a GenBank genome assembly.